Strongylus vulgaris is the source of this 402-nucleotide messenger RNA. The record is from the annotation of a GenBank genome assembly. Lineage: Eukaryota; Metazoa; Nematoda; Chromadorea; Rhabditida; Strongylidae.
AUGAUAGCCAAUUUUAGGCUGGGAAGAAGGUUUGUUGUUUCUGGCGCACAUUUUUUAGCCGCACUUUGUUUCCUAGUUCCAGUAUUCAUAGAAGUCCCUUUCUCAGCUGAUUCAUGGCUGUCACUGAGUUGCUGGGUGAUGGGUAAAUUUGCGAUCAGUUGCUCUUUCAUGUCCUUAUUCGUAUACGCCAGCGAGGUGUUUCCAACGCCGAUUCGGAAUGUCUCCGUUGGUCUCUGCUCUGUGCUAUCAAGAGGUGGAGCAAUUGCAGCGCCUUACAUAAGACUACUAGGUUCUAUAUGGGUUUUUUGGCCAAUGUUUCUUCUUGCUGUUCUAUCCAUAUUGGCCAGCAUCUCUACUUGUUUCCUACCGGAAACUAAUCGAAAACCAUUGCCAGCGACUAUA